Bipolaris zeicola 26-R-13 is the source of this 1059-nucleotide messenger RNA. RefSeq lists its product as uncharacterized. The record is from RefSeq and is a predicted model, not a curated record. NCBI's taxonomy places the organism in Eukaryota, Fungi, Ascomycota, Dothideomycetes, Pleosporales, Pleosporaceae. The transcript is spliced from 3 exons. The coding region runs from base 1 to 1059 and encodes 352 amino acids.
AUGAACUACAUAUCAAAUCUCGUCAACUCGGAUGCAGUCAUCAAUCCCCUCCUGGACAAUGGCUACCUCCCACAUGCGGUGAUCCGCGUAGGAAUCAGGCGCCAGCUAGCCGAUCGCCUACAAUCGAUAGCUACCACGUCCUUGGAGUCCGCUUACGAGACCAAGAUGAAGUACGUCAAGCUUCUUCGGGAAAGGCCAAUUGCAAUUGCGACUGCGACGGCAAACGAGCAGCACUAUGAGGUAGGGACGAGUGUUCUUAAGGGCAUGCUGGGCCCGCGGAUGAAGUAUUCGGCCUGCUUGUAUGAGAAGGGCGGGGAGACGCUGGCCCAAGCCGAGAUUGCCAUGAUGCGAUUGUAUAUCGAGAGGGCAGAAUUGAAGGAUGGAAUGAGCAUUUUGGACCUUGGAUGUGGCUGGGGCUCAGCAUCUCUCUUCAUGGCGGAAAUGUUUCCCAACUCCAAAAUCACCGGCUUCUCAAACUCAAGAACACAAAAAGAGUACAUUGACAGCGUUGCCGUAUCAAAAGGACUCAAGAACCUUACCAUUAUCACGGGCGAUGUUGUCGACUAUGAGUUCCAGCCUGAAGCGUACGACCGCGUUAUCUCCAUUGAGCUCUUCGAGCACAUGAAGAACUACCAGCUUCUGCUGCGCAAAGUAGGAUCUGCGCUGAAACCCGGUGGCAAGCUAUUUGUUCACAUCUUUGCGCACUGCACGACUCCGUAUGAUUUCGAAGAAGGAUGGAUGACGGAGCAUUUCUUUACAGGCGGUACCAUGCCUUCGGCUGAUUUACUGCUGUACUUCCAAGACGACUUGAGAGUCAAGAACCAGUGGUGGGUUUCCGGUAUGCACUACUCAAAGACGUGUGAGGAUUGGCUGGUUACCAUGUUGAAGAACAAGGAGAGUAUCUGGAAGGGACUAGUGGAGACGUACGGAGAGGAGGGCGCGUUGACUUGGUGGAAUAGGUGGCAGGUUUUCCACAUGGCUUGCUCCGAGUUGUUCAGGUGGAAUGGGGGUGAUACAUGGGGUGUCAGCCNCUAUCUCUUUGAGAAGCCUACUGCAUAG